AAUUGCUAUUGCGAUGUUGAUGUUGAAUUACGUUCUGUUGGUUUGCGCGGCGCUGUGCAUAGCCAAAGACGAGAUUAAUCUGAAAAACGCGACGGCUAAAGAGGAUAAGGAGAAGAGCAAGAGUUUGGAUCAUCCUCUGAGGACGGAGGUGAGGAAGUAUUUGAAGGAGUGCGGAGCGGAUGUAUCUGAUGGGGAUGAAAGUUCCGAGGAGGAGACUAAAGUAGAUCGGAUGGAUGUGAGGAGACGCGGAACUUAUCCGGAGAAUUACUCUGCUUGGUACGAGGAGAACCAAAAGAAGAACAAGAGGAAGUUAAGGGACGUCACGUUGUUAGACAGGAAUCGCUCAAAGUUUGACGGUUACAGGGAUCGCAAUAACCGUCGAGGAAACAAGAACAAUCAGUACGAUGAUUACGAGGAUGGAGACAACGACGAUGAAGGUGGCUGCAACAGUGGCAACGGAAAUAAUCGGAAUAACAGAAAUCGCGGUAGGAACAAGAAUAGAAAUGGAGGUAACAGAAAUGGAAAUCAGGAUAGGAACAGGAACAAAGGAAACAACAAUAACAAGAAUAACAGGAACGAGUACAAUAGGUAUGAUCCUUAUGGUAAUAGGUACGAUGGGAAUGAAGAUUUCGGUUUGUACGGUUGGGGCUCCAAUCGUGGUUACAGUUUGUACGGUGGAAGGAUGAUGCUGUUACCGAACAGAACUGAAGAAAACGCAAGAACGAAGAGACAUAACGACGACGAUUUUCAGUGCUUAAGCCAAUGCGUGUUCGGGUAUCUCGGAAUGUUGGACGAUGAUCGAGUUCCGUCGGAAACUGAAUUAACGAAAUUCAUACAGAACAGCGUCCAAAACAGCUCGAAAAGAAUGCAGGCAAUCAGAGACGCUCGCAGGUGUUUUGCAACUCUAUCCGCCUCAGAUACUGAAGAUGGUUGCAAAUUCUCCAAGUUAUUAGGCAAUUGCUUGAAACUGGAAAUUCCAGAUUACAGUUAAAACAAAAAUCGAUGAUAUCGAGCAUUGUAGAAGGACUAC
This is a messenger RNA of Nicrophorus vespilloides, 1030 nucleotides long. RefSeq lists its product as uncharacterized. The record is from RefSeq and is a predicted model, not a curated record. The coding region runs from base 14 to 991 and encodes 325 amino acids. Gene Ontology annotation, molecular function: odorant binding. The transcript has 4 exons. Lineage: Eukaryota; Metazoa; Arthropoda; Insecta; Coleoptera; Silphidae.